UUCACACAACGACACCAUGGCAGACGACCAGUCCUCUCAAUCGUGGACCAUCGACAGGGAUGACUACGAACUCAACGAGGUUAUAGGGAGCGGGGCCACUGCAGUUGUCCAAGCAGCAUACUGCAAGCCCAGAAAGGAGAAGGUGGCCAUCAAACGCAUCAACCUGGAAAAGUGUCAAACAAGCAUGGAUGAGCUCUUGAAAGAGAUCCAGGCUAUGAGCCAGUGCCACCACCCCAACAUUGUGUCUUAUUAUACCUCCUUUGUGGUGAAGGAUGAAUUGUGGCUGGUGAUGAAGCUGCUCAGUGGUGGCUCAGUGUUGGACAUCAUCAAACAUAUCAUCUCUCGUGGCGAGCACAAGACCGGCGUGUUGGAUGAGGCCAGCAUCGCCAGCAUCCUGAAAGAGGUCUUGGAGGGGCUGGAGUACCUUCACAAAAACGGGCAGAUUCAUCGGGAUCUAAAAGCUGGAAAUAUUCUUCUCGGGGACGAUGGCUCGGUGCAGAUUGCUGACUUUGGUGUGAGUGCCUUUCUCGCAGCGGGAGGAGACAUGACUAGGAACAAGGUUCGGAAGACAUUUGUGGGGACCCCUUGCUGGAUGGCGCCUGAGGUCAUGGAGCAGGUCCGCGGCUAUGACUUCAAAGCUGACAUCUGGAGUUUCGGGAUUACAGCCAUUGAACUGGCCACUGGUGCCGCACCAUAUCACAAAUACCCACCGAUGAAGGUGCUGAUGCUGACUUUGCAGAACGACCCUCCCUGUCUGGAGACAGGCAUCACAGACAAGGAGAUGGUGAAGAAGUAUGGCAAGUCCUUCAGGAAGAUGCUCUCUCUGUGUUUACAGAAAGAUCCAGAAAAAAGGCCAACUGCAGCAGAGUUGCUGAAGCAUAAAUUCUUCACAAAAGCCAAAAACAACGAGUACUUGCAGGAGAGGCUUCUACACAAAGGUCCAACAAUAACGGAGCGAUCCAAAAAGGUACGUCGUGUGCCCGGCUCGAGCGGCCGUCUGCACAAGACUGAGGACGGCGGUUGGGAGUGGAGUGACGAUGAGCUGGACGAGGAGAGCGAGGAGGGUAAAGCUGCUGUGGCAGCUCUGCGGUCCCCCAGAGUGAAGGACGGGCCCGAGAAUAUGGAGCUUUUCCCACCGGCAGAUGGCUCCACACAACAUCUGCAGCCACAUGGUGCUGCGCGUGAAACCCCUGCGAAUGUGGGCCAGUCUGGAGAAGAUGUUCCACCACAGGCUCCCACUCAAACAGCAAGCCCUUCACAUGCACCCACUGCUCAGGAUCCAGCUGCAGCCAAUGCCAGUGUCCCCAUCAGCCUCGUCCUGAGACUGAGGAAUCCUAAGAAGGAACUCAAUGACAUCCGAUUUGAGUUCAUGUCCGGCAGAGAUUCUGCUGAUGGAGUUUCCCAGGAGUUGGUCUCAGCUGGUCUGGUUGAUGGGAGGGACUUAGUCAUUGUCGCUGCCAAUUUGCAAAAGAUUGUUGAUGAUCCUCAUAGUAACAAAAAUGUGACUUUUAAAUUGGCAUCUGGCGUGGAGGAGUCUGAAAUCCCUGAUGAUAUUAAACUCAUUGGAUUUGCUCAGCUCAGCAUCAGUUAAGUCCAGAAGGGCCACCAACAGAGGAUAGAAGAAACUAAUGGUGUUGCACAGCUGCAUUGUAGUCAAUUCCAAGAAACCACUACUGCCAAAGAGAGGAGGAGGAGGAGGAGGAAGACGAUGAGAAAGGAGGAGACGGGAAGGGGGCAGGAGUGUGACACUACUGCAGGAUGCAUGAGGACCACAUUGAGAAGGGGCUCAGUUCAUAACAGGAAUCACACUUGAAACGUUUACAGUGCGCUUAUACAGUAAAUGGGAGGAGAGAUGCAAUCAACUAUAUCAACUCCUUAUUUCUUUCUUCUUUUGUCCCCCCCCCACUUCAUACAUAAGCACAAUCCAAACCAUCUCCUGCCAGUACUGGAAGGGAUUGCCUUUUUGUUUUUUAUUAUUUUAUUCUUUUCUUUAAUCAACUGUGCCACAGAACUCACUAGAGUGUCGUGCUUACUUGAUAUGGCACUUUACGCUACACUGAAAUUGAAAAGUGUAAAUUCAGCCUUAGUUAGUCGAACUAUAGAUAAUACAAGUGUGUUUGGCGAAAAAUUGAGUGUAUCUGUGAUUAUUAGGUGUAUUUUAUGUACACCUAUCUGAGAAAAUCUCAAAAAACUCCCAUAACACUGAUACAAAUAACUUAGUGGAACACACUGUAGCAUAGUUUUAGUUUUGUUAUUCUGUAAAUUCAGAUGGAUUUUUACGUAGACUAUAAGCAAAUUACCAGAUUCCUGUAUAAGGCAGCCCAAGGUGUGGUGGUUUUGUCCAAACCUAACCAAAGAGUUUAGGCUCUCACUGCACUGCUGAAACGAUUCAAAUAUACACAAGUCAACCAUAACUGCUCUGUCCCAUAACUGCAGUUACAACACUUUGUCAGAUUGCGUUUUCCCCGAGGUAUUUAAAGACAGGAUUAUUUACACAGAUUGAUACCUGCCUAAUAUUCUUGUACUAUGCAAUAGAUGUUUUCUUUUCACCGUGUGUGACCACUGGUUGCUAAUAAUAUUUCUCUUGGGUUGAAUAAAUCCACUUUUUGUGCUUGUGAAGUCAACCAGGCAGUUUUAGGAACCUGCAGUGUGAUUUAACUUUAAUUAUCACAAGCAAAUUGAACAUUUAGCACACACAAACAGACAGACAGACACGUCCCUGUGGAAAGAAGCGUCAUUUAGCCUGUUACCCAUCACUGAUUUUACAGUUCUGGAAGAAUCCUGAAUGCUGGCAAUGAGUGUCGAGCCUGGAGCUAAACGUGUUACAGGCCGACUGACAGGUCAAGAAGAUGUACAAAAACUGAAAAUGUUCAACCAAAGUGAAAUUAAGUUUAAAGGGGCAGUUUACCCAAAUUGCUAAAAAAAACCAAAAACAGAUUUUGUCAGUUGCCUCAAGUGGUAUUUAGCAGAUAGUUUGGUAUUAUUUGCCUCCAUUCUGAUACAUUGGAGGUGAAUGGAAUAUUUGUGGCCAGGCUUACAUACACCAGCCGGUCAACCGCAUGCAUGCAAAAUUAAUACCAUAUCCGUCAACCUCCGCUGUACUUUGUGAUUAGUGCUAUUUAGCAAAUGUUAUCAUGCUAACAUGCUAGAAUAAGAUUUUGGCUGUGAAAAAGCAUGCUUGCUAAACAUCGGCAUGUUAGCAUUGCUAUUGCGAACAUGUUGGCAAGAUGAGAUUAGCCUUUAGCUCAAAGCACUGCAGUGCCUGAGUACAGCGUCACAGAGCUGCUAGCAUGGCUGUAGACUCUUCAAUGCCCUGAGCACAACAAACAAAAUUACAUUUACUUGCAUUGUAUCGAAGAACAACAGGAAUCUUGAGAUGGAUCCAAAUAAAACACCAACUAUCUGCAUGUAUGAAUACCACCCCAGGUACAUCUUUCAUUGAUUGGCUGAAGUAACCCUUUAAACGUCUCCAGAGGCCAGUUAUUACCUUAGUUUUUUGUUUUUUUAUCAUAUAGGCAAAUUGUUUUGACAGUUCUAUAGUGUCUUUGCUUUAUAAACACUCACCAACAACUCCCCGUCAUCACUCCCUGUGUAGCCGUUUGGUUGUUUUGUACCACGUGCAAAGGGGCUGCGAAAUGGCUCCUUGUUCCGGUACCGAUGUAAAUGGUGUAUGUAAAGAUGUUGUAAAUGUACGUAUGAUGGUAACUCCAUGCACUGUCACACAAACAUCAUGAGGUUUGUAUGUAACCAUGUAGAUGCAUUGACUGUUUAAGUGUCGGGUAAAAGGAUAAUUUCACUUGUAAAUAUAGAUCAGGGCAGAUUGAGACUCAUCAUGUUCAGUACAGAGUUUAAUUUGUUUAGUAGUGUUUUUCCACUGUUGGCCUUUUGUCAGAGCAUCGCUAAUCAUGCACAAAUUAUUUGUUCAAUUAGCACCUUAUUGAUAUGUUAACAUGAGUAUUUUUCGGAACUACAUGGGGCUUGAAAUCACACACUCUGCUUUUGAUGUCAUGAUAUGGAGUUUUCUCACUGAAACCUGUCCAAGGCUAACAGAUAAAAAAAAAAUGAUUUUAAUAAGGUGGGCGGCGCAGGUCACACUUCUAUCUCCCUGUGUGUAUGUGUGUAAUUUUGGUGAUAAAAUUAUUGAUUAUCAAAGGCUUUGAGCUGAAAGUUGCAUAGAUUUUUUUUUUUAAUUACUUUCCCCUUUAUUGUUUACUCAUCAGAAAACCAUCAUUCUGCCUCUUAUGGAGUCACCGAAUGAUUAGUAUUAAUUUAAUCAUUUAAUUGGCAAGUAAAUUUUUCUUUUUUACAGAUCAUCACAUAUAUUUUUAAAAUAUCAUUGAUUAUGAAAUGUGUACAUCAAAUGCAUAAUUUGAAGUGGAAUAUUUGUGAUAACAUACGAAACAGAUUCCUUGACAUGUAUAGCUUAUUGGAAAAUGACAACACAUGCAAAUGAUUUUAGUAGCUGAAUAAAGUCACA
Molecule: messenger RNA, 4477 nt
Organism: Anoplopoma fimbria (sablefish)
Lineage: Eukaryota; Metazoa; Chordata; Actinopteri; Perciformes; Anoplopomatidae
Product: serine/threonine-protein kinase OSR1-like
Exons: 17
Coding region: 17-1591 (524 amino acids)
Biological process (GO): protein phosphorylation
Molecular function (GO): protein serine/threonine kinase activity; ATP binding
Source: RefSeq, a predicted model, not a curated record